AUGAUCGUGGGCCAAGCUCCCGAUGGGAGCCAACCUGUGACCACUGAUACUCCCAAAGAUGAGUCCUUUCAUUUGGCUGAGAGCGGCCAGAAGCCACUGCCGACCGUUUCGAUCAGAGGCGUCUUUUCCAACAGGGUGGAACCUGUUAACGUUCAAGUUCGCCAUCUUGGCGUUGAACUCACAACAGAGACCGUUUGGUCUAAGCUACCGAGAAGGAUCACGUCGAGGCCUGACCGCCAGCCCCCGAAAGAGAUUCUUCGAGAUAUCUCAGCCGACUUCCAGCCUCGAUCACUGACAGCAAUCAUUGGGGCCAGUGGAUCUGGCAAGACAACUCUCUUGGAUGCGUUAUCCGACAGACUUGCAAGUCAAGCACGUAUAAGCCAGGGAACGACCACCUUCAACGGCCAUCACAGGGUUCACAAUGUCAGGCACGCCUAUGUCACUCAGCAAGACGUUCUCCUCCCUACCCUCACCGUACGAGAGACCCUGAGAUACGCUGCCGACUUGCGUCUUCCGUCCUCCGUAACAGCGCUGAAACGUUGUGAAUUGGUCGAAGAUGUCAUCAAGGAGCUGGGCCUGCAGAAGUGCGCCAACACUCGGAUUGGGAACAGUAGGAAGCGAGGAUGCUCAGGUGGAGAAAGGCGCCGUGUCAGUAUUGGAGUCCAGCUUCUCGCAAACCCAUCACUUUUGUUCUUGGAUGAGCCUACCACUGGCCUUGAUGCUGCGAACGCCUUUCAGUUAGUAGCCACACUCCAGGACAUGGCUCAGAAAGGGCGCACCAUUAUCAUGACGAUCCAUCAGCCCCGAUCCGAGAUAUGGUCCCUGCUGGACAAUCUGCUUGUCUUGGCCAGCGGAGGACUCGUCUUUUCUGGCCCCAUCUCGGAGGCUCUCCCCUGGUUCGAGACCAAGGGCUCCCGCAAGCCCCCGUUUACCAACCCUGCCGACUUUGUCAUCGACAUAUCCUCGAUCGACUACCGAAGCCCUCAACUAGAGGAAGAAAGCACAACUCAUAUCAGCGCCUUGAAGUCAGCCUGGCUGGUUGAGAGUCAGGGUCGUUUCCCUCAACUUGUUAGCGCCGGAUGCCCUCUACUUGAAUCCCCCUCACAACGAAACACGGGCCAGCACAGAUCCCAGCUCCAGCAACUUUGUGUUUUAACUAAACGGACCAUCAGAGUCACAUACCGAGAUCCUCUGGGCAUGGCGGCAUUCAUAAUCGAGGCCGUUAUCAUGGGCCUCGCGGUUGGGUACAUGUUUUAUGACUUGGGGCGAGACCAAGUUGGCAUUCGGUCCCGGCAAGGGUGCUUAUAUGUUGCUGCAAGUCUACAAGGUUACCUAGUACUCAUCUUUGAAACAUACCGCAUGACUCUCGAUAUGCCAAUAUUCGACCGGGAGACAUCGGAACGCUGCGUCAGUCCUGUUGCGUUUGUCUUUUCUCGCAGACUUGCGAGGCUAUUAACCGAGGACUUACCCGUUCCCAUCAUCUUUUCCGUUUUGAUCUACUUCAUGACCGGACUGGACCGUCAGGCCGACAAGUUCUUUACUUUCUUUGCCAUCACUCUUCUCAAUCACUACAUCGCCGUCGCUUGUGCAACGGCAUGUGUGGUCGUCAGCAGAAACUUUGCGACUGCAAGUCUUAUUGCGAGUCUGAUUUAUACUCUGCAGAGUCUUGCCUCGGGAAUGAUCGUCCAAAUCGAAACCAUUCCCGUCUAUGUUCGAUGGACUCGUUGGAUCACCUACAUGUUUUAUACCUUUAGCGCCUACGUUGGAAACGAGUUUCAAGGCAGUGUCUAUGAAUGUCCAUUCCGAGAUGGCCAGUCAGAUCCAAGGUGCACCCGCUACAGUGGUGAUUUCGUUAUCGAGUCGCUCGGCUUUCCGCAAAACUGGACGGGCAUUGCCAUAGCUUGUAUGGGCGCGUUUGUCAUUUUCUUUGUCUCAUUUUCAAUCCUUGGACUGCAAUAUCUGAAGCCAACAUCGAUUGCGAAUGCUCGCGCCCCUGUGCCACAAAGGGAGGUUUCUCCAAGCUUGGAAAUGACGGCCCAGCAACCAAUCGCCAAGGCCAGACGUCUCCCAGUCCGGCUUGAGGAGUUUUCUCUGAUAUUGAGGACUAAAAGUCUGAAAAGAUUCAGAGCUGGUCCAACUGAGAAGAUCAUACUCAAGCCCAUCAACGCAGAGUUUCAACCAGGUGUGCUCAAUGUCAUUAUUGGGCCCUCUGGCAGUGGGAAGUCUUCCCUCCUCAAUGCCAUAGGAAGAAGGCUUCACAACUCGGCAAGCAUCACAUAUCAUCAAUCGGGGACAAUGAGAGUUGAUGGAGUAGAAGUCUCUGAUCUGACAUUCAGAUCUAUCUGCUCUUAUCUUCGUCAGGAUGAUGAACUACUCCUUCCUGCCAUGACAGUUCGAGAGAGUCUUCGCUACGCAGCCCUGCUUCGCCUCCCGCAGAGUAUGACUGUCCAAGAUAAACACCAGCGCGCCGCGGAGAUUCUUCUCAAGUUGGGUCUGAAGGGCUGUGCAGAUACCCUCAUCGGGAACGAAUCUUUGCGAGGCAUAUCUGCGGGAGAGAAACGGCGGGUUUCUCUCGCUAUCCAGAUCCUAACCGACCCCCAAGUCCUUCUGGUGGAUGAACCUACUUCGGGACUAGAUGCAUUCACGGCCAACUCUAUCGUGCAACUCUUGCAGAGUCUCGCAGAGGAAGGUCGUACUAUCAUCAUGGCGAUUCACCAGCCUCGCUCAGACUUGUAUGGACUUUUUGGGAACCUCUUGCUCUUGUCCCAUGAAGGAUCGCCCGCCUACUGCGGACCGGCGAAAGAUAUGGUCGACUACCUUCGCGAAUGUGGCCACGACUGUCCAUCACAAACCAACCCUGCCGAUUUUGCUCUGGAUAUCGUGACGGAUCUUGUUCAGCAUCGCUCGAGAGGGGGCAAGGUGGAAAGCGGCGAUAAGGUGCAAAGAUUAACCGAGCUCUGGAAGCAGCGAUCCAUCCUUGCACAGCGAGAGCUUGCAGAAAGUGACGACGGGCAAAACCGAAUCCAGGGGACAAGUCGGGAUCUUAUCGACUCAAGCUCUGAGAAUCAACAACCCCUCGAAUCUUCAGUUGUAGACGCCUUAUCGGUCCGCGAUAGAACGCCACUGUAUACCUCACUUCCACUCCUGGUCCGCCGAGCCAUUACCAACACUUGUCGACAGCCUCAGCUGGUACUCGCCCGUAUCAUGCAAUCAAGCGGCGUGGCCAUCAUCUUCACGCUCUUCUUCGCACAUCUUGGCCACGACUAUCUGUCUAUACAAACGCGUCUGGGUUUCUUUCAGCAGUUAGGCGGCUUCUACAUCAUUGGCAUGCUCACCAAUGUGGCAAUCUAUCCUAGUGAGCGGGAUGUUGCCUACCGGGAAAGUAGUGAUGGCGCAUACAGCUUGGACUCAUUCCUAACCUCCUAUACGCUUGUGGAGCUACCUUUUGAGAUCAUCAAUGCUCUGUUUUUCGGCAUCCUUGCUGUAUUCGCUAUUGGGCUCCCUCACACAGCAGCCACCUAUUUCGUUGCAUCCUUGGCCUGUUUCAGUGGGCUUUCGUGUGGGGAGAGUCUAGGCAUCAUGUUCAACACGCUCUUUUCGCACACCGGGUUUGCCAUUAACUUGAUGGGCGUCAUAUUGGCCCUGGCUAAUAGUAUGGCUGGCAUAUUGUCCCUGGACAUGCCACCGCUGUUUGAAUAUCUGAACUACCUGUCGCCCAUACGCUAUCAAGUGCGUGGUGUCGCAUACUACUCGAUGCGAGACUUGUCGUUCGACUGCAACUUUGACAACGACACUUGUCCAAUAACAUCUGGCGAGCAAGCUCUACGGCUAUAUAAAUUCGAUGAGCAUCCACUCGUUAGCGUGGUUGGAAUGGGGGCUUGUGUUGUUGUGUACCGGCUGCUUGCCUGGGGGUUGUUGGUUAUGGUGAGAAGAAGGACUACUAGUUGA
Messenger RNA from Fusarium vanettenii 77-13-4, 3948 nucleotides. RefSeq lists its product as uncharacterized. Bases 1 to 3948 code for a protein of 1315 amino acids. The transcript has 2 exons. The record is from RefSeq and is a predicted model, not a curated record. Lineage: Eukaryota; Fungi; Ascomycota; Sordariomycetes; Hypocreales; Nectriaceae. Gene Ontology annotation, molecular function: ABC-type transporter activity; ATP hydrolysis activity; ATP binding. Gene Ontology annotation, cellular component: membrane.